AUUGGAUAACUCGACACACUGGGCGGUUCUUUUGGCCAGCUGAUGUAGUUUAUGAGCUAUUAUAAAUAUAUCUCCACUGAUUCACUUGAUCCUAAAAAGCACUUUAUCUUGUUGAAGUCUUUUGUAGCGUCUAUCGCCGAGAUGAAAAGACGUUUGUUUUGCAGAUCGCGGGUAUCUUUCCGGCGCUCGUGGGUUGGCUCAUAGCAGACUGAUUUCUGGCUGCUAGCCCUCAAUCCUCGGCCCCUUAUACAGCGAGAAAGCCCUGAAAUUUGUGCACCUGCUCUGAAGAUUUACGCAAGCUGAAUUGUUCUAAUGUUCACCAUGGUUAACUUUCCAUAAUCCCCCCAACUCCGAGAACUGUCGUUUUUGGCAGUCGGUUAUUACGAAAGAGGAGCAGAAAAGAUGCCAGCAUAUCGGUUAACUCUGUGUUUGACAAGUAAAACUCCCCGCCGUGCCGUCUCCACACCAACCCCCUCCACCCGUCUCCACGCUGAUCCUCGAGGGCGUCACAUACUACUAUGUGCUAUUUACAUCAAAGAUGAAACAGUUUAAGUUGUUUGUGUUGAGUGUGUUGCUGGCAGUGCCGUGUCUGAGUACGGUCUGUUCGGCGUGUGAAGUCGUCCGGAUCCCGAUGUGCAAGCGUAUGCCUUACAACAUGACCAGGAUGCCCAAUUUGCUACAUCACAGCACUCAGGAAAACGCAAUCCUGGCUAUUGAACAGUUCGAGGAAUUGGUAGAUCAAAACUGUAGCGAUGUUCUGUUGUUUUUUCUUUGUGCCAUGUACGCACCGAUUUGUACAUACGAAUUUCUGUCGGACGCCAUCCCGCCGUGUAAAGGUGUGUGUGAAAACGCACGUGUUGGUUGUGAACCGAUUAUGAACGAAUACAACGUUUCCUGGCCCGAAGGGUUAGACUGCAAAGACCUGCCCCUCUACGACAGGGGGGUUUGUGUGUCGCCAGAAGCCAUCGUAUCCACCCUGCCUGACGAGAAUGGAGGGAAAGGAUUAACACCAGGCAAGUCGCCCGGGAAUCAGGACGAAUGGACGAACCGUGGACGAAGCCCUGAUUGUAAGUGUCCAAAGCAGGCUCGUCCAAACAGAAACCUCUACAGAAAAAAUGGUUAUAAUUUUGCAAUGCAGGCUAAGCCAAUCCACAGUUUGCGAACCGGAAAUAGGGCAGUAACCAGAGUUCAGGUUCUAUCCGCACCUGUGGUCGGAAAAGUACCCAUCAAAAUCGGAAGUAGUGUGGAAUUAUGGUCCAACUUUACCUGUAUUUGUCCAGAACUGGUUCUGAACAAAGAAUACUUAAUUCUUGGCUUCGAGGAUGGGGAUCAAGCUAAGUUGCUGUAUCUGGAAAACUCCAUUGCUGUUCCGUGGAGGAAAAAGUGGGAAUCUCGAGUGAAGAAGUGGGCGAAGCGAAGGAAAGGUCGACGCAGCCGGAAGGGCAGACGUAACGGCCGGAAGCGUGGAGGAAAGCGAUCGAGGCGGCGAGGCAGAAAGACUGACAAGAAAAUCGAUGACGGGAAAUCUGGCAAGGGGAAAAACAGAAAAAGUCGACGGCAAUCUGGGCGGUCUUCCCGACGUAAAAAACCGCGGAGGGUCUGCCACGCCGCCUGCAUCUUCUGGAUAAACUGGGUCAUCGGUGUUUGCAUGGUAUCGCGUAUUAUCUCCCUUUGAAGGCGAACAGUGCAGUCCAGUGAACACUUUUUCCUGUAACAUGCCGGUGAUGGAUGCCCUUAUGGAUGGCAACAGUCGCUAUGGGACAUGCAUGUAAGAAGUAAGAUCUAUCACAGAUACUGCUUUGGACGUUGUACAUUUGCAUUCAGAAAAGCCUUUUGUAGUUACUGGCCUAAUGAUUUUACUUUGUUGCUUUUGAGAACAGUUAGCAGUCUCUCCAUUGAUAUAUGUCGCUAUAGGCACUACUCUAUCGGUGACAAUAUACAAUUGGUUAUAAAGACAGUUACCUGCCACCAACCAUUGGAUGUUCAUAAAAUUUAUAAAUUUGGCAAAGGUGAUGCAGUUAUCAUUUAAGCAACGCGAGGAGAGUUUGUCUAAUUUCGGUGGGAGCAGAAAAGUCUGAGAGUUUUAGUCAUGGUUUUGGAUUUGAUAGUCGGUAGAGAAGCAUAUGGAUGAACAAACACCGACCCGGUUUGAAGCAGUACUGGUCAUGCAAUGCAGGAUUGUGCCAGGCAAAUCUUGCUGGAAUAAAACAGUGCUGAGCCAAGUGAUGUUUGGCCGAUUAUGGGUACAAAUGCAAAACUGAAUGUUGUGAGAGUAUAAUACUGGUGUAUCGUUUGGAGAGUAUAAUACUGGACCGGGCCAGGCAAUGCUGAAGGGUGUAAGAGUAUUGCUGGACUUUGUGAAGCUUGCGGAAUGUUUGGAGAGUAUAAUGCUGGACUGAACAAAGCAAAGCUGAACGUUGUGAGAGUAAUGCUGGACUGGGUAAGGCAAAGCUGAAUGUUGUAAGAGUAAUGCUGGGCCGGGUAAUGCAGAGUUGAACGUUGGAAGAGUAAUGAUGGGCCGGGUAAUGCAGAGUUGAACGUUGGAAGAGUAAUGCUGGGCCGGGUAAUGCAGAGUUGAACGUUGGAAGAGUAAUACUGGGCCGGGUAAUGCAGAGUUGAACGUUGGAAGAGUAAUGCUGGACCGGGUAAUGCAGAGUUGAACGUUGGAAGAGUAAUGCUGGGCCAGGUAAUGCAGAGUUGAACGUUGGAAGAGUAAUGCUGGGCCGGAUAAUGCAGAGUUGAACGUUGGAAGAGUAAUACUGGGCCGGGUAAUGCAGAGUUGAACGUUGGAAGAGUAAUACUGGGCCGGGUAAUGCAGAGUUGAACGUUGGAAGAGUAAUGCUGGACCGGGUAAUGCAGAGUUGAACAUUGGAAGAGUAAUGCUGGGCCAGGUAAUGCAGAGUUGAACGUUGGAAGAGUAAUGCUGGGCCGGGUAAUGCAGAGUUGAACGUUGGAAGAGUAAUGCUGGACCGGGUAAUGCAGAGUUGAACGUUGGAAGAGUAAUGCUGGGCCAGGUAAUGCAGAGUUGAACGUUGGAAGAGUAAUGCUGAACUGCGUAAGGAAUAGCUGGACCUUGGACAGGUAAAUCGUAGCCUAACAUUACGAGAAAACGAAAGCUAAUGCUGAAUUUACAUUGUGAAAAUAAUGCUUAAGCAGCUAUACUGCAUUGUUGAACGUUGUGAGAAUAAUGCACCAAGUACGACAAAGCUGAUUCACGGAGACUUAAUAACUGCAGUCUCUUACCAUAGUAGCCAAUGAGGUGAUGUCUUUGUAUUAUAAUAACAGACACAAUGUAUAUCUGUCCUGGACUGUUUUCAAGAAUGACAUUUUGAUCAUGGAGAGUGAAACCUGACACCAUGCCAAUAAAGGUAAAUUUAAUUCUAACGUUUGAUAACAUACAUGUGUGAUGAUGAUUAAAUAAUGAGUGAGGAUGUUUAUAUUUUCAUGAGAAAGACAUAUAUAGAAAUGAGGAUCUUCUGUCGGUGUAAAUAGUUCGCCUACCAGGUUGACGUGUCUUGGUGACGUUAGACUGGAAUGUGCUUUGUACUUACUAUACACUAUAUAAUAACCAGUCAUAUCUUAAAAUAUCUAAAAUGUUGUUAUAGGAUAAUGAAUAAAUCCUGAAUAAUCAAAGAAAGAUAUAUUAAAA
Liolophura sinensis is the source of this 3649-nucleotide messenger RNA. Its product is annotated as secreted frizzled-related protein 3-like. Gene Ontology annotation, cellular component: cytoplasm. The transcript has 6 exons. Lineage: Eukaryota; Metazoa; Mollusca; Polyplacophora; Chitonida; Chitonidae. Gene Ontology annotation, molecular function: Wnt-protein binding. The record is from RefSeq and is a predicted model, not a curated record. Gene Ontology annotation, biological process: non-canonical Wnt signaling pathway; canonical Wnt signaling pathway. The coding region runs from base 539 to 1675 and encodes 378 amino acids.